Messenger RNA from Pseudomyrmex gracilis, 6021 nucleotides. Its product is annotated as ubiquitin-conjugating enzyme E2 N. The record is from RefSeq and is a predicted model, not a curated record. The transcript has 3 exons. Lineage: Eukaryota; Metazoa; Arthropoda; Insecta; Hymenoptera; Formicidae. The coding region runs from base 578 to 1033 and encodes 151 amino acids.
AUCGCUUUUUCAGUGACGGGACAGACGGAAGGAACGUGGUAGCAGCGCCAUCAAACGCGUGACAAGAUGAAUCGCGAGAAACGAGCGUGAAGGGGCAAGACCCGGACCAGAGCCGACCCGACCAACCAGCAGCCACGCGAUACACAUAUCCCACACAAGCGCACGAGUGGAAAUUAAAUUAGCGGCUUCGACUGAGACACCAUAUUCCCGCGGGCCACGCACCCCGUAGAUCACCGGCCGGUUUCCCUUCUUGAGAGAGAGAGAGAGAGAGAGAGAGAGAGGAAAAAGAGUGAGAGAGAGAGAGAGAGUCGGCUGUGAGGCCGACGACGACACAGCCGACGACGUCGGUGACGGCGACGUCUAGAGCCCAGGAGAGAGAGAGAGAGAGAGAGAGAGUGCGAGGCGCGUAACGGUGGCGUUUGGAAAAUCGGACGACGUCUCGGCCCGAGACUUCUAGAAGAUCCAACGGGCGCGCCGUGGACAGGCGGCCACGGGGGAGCAUCUGCCAGGCGAUUUUCGUUCGAGAGACGCGACUCUGCGGAAUCUGCUGAGAAAGAAAUAGGGAUUUUCUUCGACAAUGGCAGCAUUACCACGGAGGAUUAUUAAAGAAACGCAAAGAUUGAUGCAAGAACCAGUUCCUGGUAUUAGCGCUGUACCAGAUGACACAAACGCUAGGUAUUUUCAUGUUAUAGUAACGGGACCUGAAGAUUCGCCAUUUGAAGGUGGACUGUUUAAGCUCGAGUUGUUCCUACCAGAAGAUUAUCCAAUGUCAGCACCUAAAGUUAGAUUCAUUACAAAAAUUUACCAUCCAAAUAUAGACAGAUUAGGCAGAAUUUGCCUGGAUAUUCUCAAAGAUAAAUGGAGUCCCGCUCUUCAAAUCAGAACAGUUUUGCUGUCUAUACAGGCGCUCCUGAGCGCGCCCAAUCCCGAUGAUCCUUUGGCAAAUGAUGUAGCUGAACUUUGGAAAGUCAACGAAAGCGAAGCGAUACGUAAUGCCAAAGAAUGGACUCGAAGAUAUGCUAUGGACAACUGAUCUCAGCCUUGUCAGACCGUCAACGACAAAGCAAAACAACGUUAUUCCUACCUUUCCCAGACUUUUGAUCACCUUACCCGCACCAACUGCGCGUAUCCAGCACUUGUGUCCACAAUUUUGCUAUAAAACUAAUAAAAAGUUUUGUAAGAGUAAAACAGAAUGGAUAUUUUCUAUAUAUUAUGGGGGAAAACGCAAAGGCACUGUUGGAUUUAUUCGAUUGCUUAUAUUGAGAAACAAACUUGAUAAAUAUCUCUUCCUACGUAUUAAAUGUUGUAUAGUUUACAAGAGAACCUCGUUUUGUGAAAAAGACAGACGAGAUAAUGAGAUGUGCUAUAUAUAUACAACACACAAGCUAGAAGUCAAAUGUUAAAAGUAUGCGACCUGUUCUAUUCCCUCAUUAUAUCGCUAUGGAAUCUUAUGUGCAAUUUCCAGAGUUUAUAUAGACCUUUUUUUCUUAUUUCUGACAUUCAAUCUUGAAAUUUGGAAAGGUUUAUGUUUCAAAAUAAACAAAUUCUCUUCUCUUCCUUAUUGUGAAACAAGCUUAUUAUAUACUAACUGGUUGUCUCUCUGUUUCUCUUUCUCUUUAUUAUAGAUGUCUCUAGAAUAGAAACAAUUGAGAAAAUUAAUUUUAUAUUAAAAAAAAUCCAUUUUUUUAUAAAAUUUAAACAAUUAGCUAUUAUUUCGCGUAUUUUAGUCUAUCAAAGAAGCUACACAAGCAUUUUCAAUCUCUGUAAUCCAUCUUUCAAUGUUUCCAAUUGUUUUAACGCAAUUGUUAACGAGGUUUGGCAUACGAUAACCAACUGUUUAAUUUUUAAUGUAACAAUAAGAAAAAAAAACAUUCGAAUAUAUUUGUUUGCUCAGACGGUGAAUUAUAUAAAGGCAGAAAUAUUCCAUUAUUACGUUAGUGAAAUAAUUGCCAAUUUAAUUGCUUAUAUGUAAAUAUAAGUAAUAAGAGUAGACAAAUUUUCUUUAUUUGUAUUUCACAGUAAAAAAAUUUAUAUUUAUUAAAAUAUAAAUCUAAAUGAUGAACACAUAUAGCAAAAAAAUUUAAAUUUCCAUAUAAUAAACUUGUGUUAUAAGAAUUGCUUGUAUCUGUAUGGAGGUAAUGUGUAAAAAAUAUAUAGGAAAAGUUAUAUAUAAAAUAUUUUCCACUUAAUUAGUAAAAGUAACAGUCAUAAAAGAGAAAAUCGCGAACAUGUGAAGAACUAGUUAAAUUUAUAACAUAUAUAUACAUAAAACUUUUAUAUAUGUAUAUGUAUAUAUAUAUAAAUAUAUAUAUGUAUAUAUAUAUAAAAUGCACAUCGUGUGUAAUUAAAUAAAUAGAAAAAUACAAGUAUGAACAAUAUUCUCUCUUUGUGUAUGUAAUAAAAUGAUGACUAAGUAAUAUAGUAUGUACAUCCACAUUAUUUAUAUAAUUAGAGUUUAAAAUAUAUAUUCGUCGUAAUACACAUUGGCUCAAUAAACUAUACUAUAAAAAUAUUUAUCAGUCGUUUAUAUCUGAUGUACAUCUUGUUGCAACAAAAUAAGUAUGAAAUGAAGGUGUGUACAAGCAGUUAGUAUAUAAAUAUACUUGUGAAAAAUAGAAGGGCGUCACACGAGUCGCCUUAUUAAUCAUUAUCAUUAUAAUAUAUACAUAUACAUAUAUAUACAUACAUAUAUAUAUUAUAUAUAUAUAUUAUAUAUAUGAAAAGCACCUUUGUAAAAAAGAAAUUAGGGACACAUGGGGAUAUAGAUAAAAAGAACUGUAGAUAAUCUGCAAUAAUAAAGAGAUUAUAUAUUAUUAAGAGUUUGGGAUAUAUAUAUAUAUAUAUAUAGACUUAUUCUUUUGUAUGCAUAAUUAUCAUCAUACUUGUAUCGUCUCUGUAAGAUUCUCAAAAAAAAGCUGUAGCAACAUUAAUUAAAUUCCAUAAUACCAUAUGUAUGUACAGUUUGUUGUAAAUCAUCAUCGGUGUGAAAUAUUUCUCGCGAGCACAUAAGUUUCCUUUUUUUUUUAUUCGCUUUCCACAGAAACAUUUCCAUGUUUAUCAUUUUAUUAAAAAUCAUCAAACUACAUCAAACGUGUGUUUUGUAGUACAGAAUUGUUGAUUAGAAAAACUAAUAAUAAUUAGUAACAUUUACUAAAUAGAGAGAAAGAACCAAUAGGUAUACGUAUAUGUAAAAAAAACCAAUUUCUUUUAUAAAAAUACAUAUAGGUUUUUUUUUUUUUAAAUAGUAUAACAUAUACAUUUCCGUAUUUCUCUUGCAAAAGAAGGAUGUAUUGAUACCUUAAUUAACACAUUUAAGUAUCUGUUGAGGAAGAAGUUUGUUGUGAAAGAUGUUGUGUAGGAAAAGGAGUAAACUUGAUGAAUCUACUUUUCGCGAUAUUAAUAGCUUUAGAUAAUUUUAAACCGCUUUUCUUAAACGCUUCAUAAUAUGUAUAUACGUCACCGCUUCACAUACAUGUAGAAUUUAUUUUGAAAGAAAUAAAGCCUUUGUGAAAAAAAAAAAGAAAAAUAGUGGGAAAGGCUAUACUGGCGUCACACGUUGUGCUGCUCCGAAGACCGUGUAGUGUUAAUGGAUGGAACCACGUUUCGAAGUUUUGAAUUCAAAAUUACAUUUUAUUGUAUCUUAAUAUGGACUAGCAUAUAUACCAUAUACACAUUCAAUAGCUCACUUAAUAGUUUUAUAUAACUUAUUAUACACUCACAAACAUUGAUAAAGACAGUCAUGAUUUUAUACUUUUGGUAGUAUGUUUCAUGACUGGUGAAGCUACAGCGCAAGCUCUAUAUAUGUGUAAGAUAUAAUUAUUUUUAGUUCUUAUGAAUGGCUGGGUUGUGUUUUUUUUUGUUUUUUUUUGUUUUUUUUUUCAUCAAUUAUUUCUCAUAACGCGAUUCUGACUGCAAUUUCGGAUCUAUCAUUCAUACUGACUUUGCACGAUCAUUAUAUAUAUUCUUUAUUUUGUAAGGCUUAAUGAUGCAAAAUGUGCUUUGUCAUUAAAUUAAGUGUCUCUGUUUGAAAGGACGAGAUUAGUAGAAAUAUCGUACAAUGCUUGGAAUUAUAAUAAAUUGAAUGACGAAAAAACUUCGUUCGUGUUUUUAUAUAUGUAUAACAACAAUAUGCUUAUUGAAACUUUUUAAAUGGAACAAAUCCGCUAGAUCUUUCUGCUCUCUCUCUCUCUCUCACACUCGUCUAUAAUAAUUUACUAAUAUAUAAUAUCAUGUAGAAAAGUUAAAAAUAAAUUUUAUAGAAAAAAUUUAUGCGAAGAAUAUCGAUAGAAUAUAUCAACAAAUAAUAUUAAACGGUUCUAAUAUGCAUUUAUUUAUUUACCUAUUUAUUUGUUUAUUUAUUUAUGCUCUUAAUAUGCUUUUGGUAUAAGCUACACUUUAAUAAUCAUUUUUNUUUUUUUUUUUUUUUUUUUUUAGAAUUAUUCAAAGUAAAAAUUUUUCGCGCGAAACGAGAUUCUCGAGUAUAAUUAAAUGACGAUGCGAUGUGUGUGUGUGUGUGUAUGUGUGUUCGCGCGAAUAUAUAUGUAAUAACGUGAGAUUUCGCUUUUGUUUUGUUUUUUUUUUUAACAAACAACAUAUGAGUAAUGACCACGCAAGGCCAGAUUUGAUAGUGCGCAAGUUGCAGAUGAUUUUUUUUAUUAUUAAAAUGUAGCUAGACACACACAUUCAGUCACAGGGUGGCUUGCGAUGGCUGAGUAUUUAACUUAUUAUGUAUACAUACUUUUUAUUCUUUUUAUUUAUAUUUAUAUAUAUAUAUAUUCAUCUUAUUCUCUUAGUGUUAAUGACUAGAUAAGUUUUUCAGCCACCGAAUAUAUAUAUAUAACAUCUUGUUUGAUCCCAUAUAUUAUAUUUUUCAUACCGCUCUGUUGCUUACCGAAUAUAUGGUUUAAAAUUUCUAUGCCAAAAUCCAUUAUCCUUACGUACAUGUAUAUAUAUAUAAUAUCGCGAUUUUUUUUUUUUUUUUUUUAAUUCUAUAUUCUGGAUGAUUCUGGCAACGGACGAUACUUUCUGCAAUAUUUAUUAAAUAUUUGUCCACAAAGAAUUGAAAUUCUAGCCGACACACACGAUGAUAUUAUCAGUUCCCCACAUGAUAUGCAAUAUCCGUAAUAUAAUUUGCUAUAUUCUUUUUUUUUUGUUUUCAAUGAAGUGUACAUACAUAAUUUGCAUUAUCGUAUGUAUAUAUAUAUAUAAAUAUAUAUAUAUAUUUAUACACAUAUAUAUUUUUCGAGACAUUUCCCACACAACUAUUCUCUCCCUCUUACACGCGCAUCUUCGACUCGCGACGAUCGCGGGAUCUGUGUUUUUCGCUUUUUUACUAAGUAAUAGACAACAAAAAUUCUUAUAUAUAUACACGCUCUUUCAUUCCUAUGUUUGUUUGUGUGUGUGUGUGUGUGUGUGUGUCUUCCUGAGAAUCGUUCUGUACGAAAUGCCGCGUCUAUGGCAAACGAGAGAGAGAUCUUCGAAGAAUAUUAAAUAAUUUGAGAAAAAAUCGACUUAAAUUCAAACACAACAAUGCACAAGUAAACACGACACACGUGUUCUGUCGCUUUGAGCGACAGAAGAGAUGUCGACACGACACACGUUAAACAUCAAAAUCAAAAAAUACCAUUAGUUUAUUUUGUUACAAAAGUAACGUUUCUUGUUGCCUGGGCACAUUUGAAAAAGUAUGCUGAUAUAUAUUUUUUACAAUAUGUAUUUAUGACACGCAAUAUGAACACAUAGUAAUUCAUUCGACUUACAUAAACUUUCUCCGAGGAGAGGAUAAAAACAAAAGGAAAAAUUCAGAAUUUUGUAGAGUAGAAAGAUGUAAAUAUUCAGUAAACGGUGCAAAAAGAGAUAACUCACACACACAAUCAAAGCCGAGCGAAAAAAAACUGUGUGUGAUCUUUUCUUAAUAAAAAAAAAAAAAAAAAAAAAAAAGAAAAAAUCAAUUUUUCAAUUCGCAAUAAUCAAACAGAUUUUGCACGUGAGAUUUUUACUGAAGACUUUAUGAGAUUCUGAAUU